Suhomyces tanzawaensis NRRL Y-17324 is the source of this 1623-nucleotide messenger RNA. RefSeq names its product Nar1p (gene NAR1). Bases 1 to 1623 code for a protein of 540 amino acids. The transcript has a single exon. Lineage: Eukaryota; Fungi; Ascomycota; Pichiomycetes; Serinales; Debaryomycetaceae. Gene Ontology annotation, biological process: iron-sulfur cluster assembly. Gene Ontology annotation, cellular component: cytosolic [4Fe-4S] assembly targeting complex. The record is from RefSeq and is a predicted model, not a curated record. Gene Ontology annotation, molecular function: 4 iron, 4 sulfur cluster binding.
AUGAGUGCCAUCUUAUCAGCAGACGACUUGAACGAUUUCAUCUCGCCAGGCGUGGCGUGCAUCAAGCCGCUCGUGCCUGACGUCCUGCCCCAAAACAGCGAGCUCAACGAGCAUGGCGAGGUCGAAAUCCAGCUCGAUAGUCUCGGAAACCCGCUCGAGAUCUCCAAGAUUGAUGGCAAGCAAAAGACGUUGAGUCCGGCCCAGAUCUCGUUGUCGGACUGUCUUGCAUGUUCCGGAUGUAUCACUUCAGCCGAGGAGAUCUUGGUGGCCCAACAUUCCCACGACGAGUUGAUCCGUGCUCUCACGGACAGCAGGGAGAAUCCCGACUCCACCAAGGUGUUUGUGGCCAGUGUGUCCCACCAGUCAAGAGCUUCCAUUGCCACGGCAUUUGACUUGUCAGUGGAGAGCGUCGACAAGCUCCUCAUUAACCUCUUUGUCCACCAGAUGGGAUUUGCCUACGUGGUAGGCACAGCAGUGGGCAGAAAGCUCUCAUUGAUUCAGGAGGCCCAGAAUAUCAUCCACAAGAAGGAGACAGGCUUUCAGGGGCCUCUCUUGUCGUCGAUCUGUCCUGGAUGGGUGUUGUACGCGGAAAAGACCCACCCCUACGUGUUGCCUCGGGUGUCCACAGUCAAGUCCCCCCAACAGAUCACCGGGUGUAUCUUGAAGAGCUUGACUGCCCACGACUUGGGAGUGCGUCGUGAGGACGUUUACCACUUGUCGAUCAUGCCGUGCUUCGACAAGAAGCUUGAAAGUGCCCGUCCCGAGCAAGUGGAGGGCUUGUCUCCCGACGUAGACUGUGUGUUGACCGCCAAAGAGUUGGUGGGCCUCUUGGAACAGUAUCCACAGUUCCAGUUGAUGCCUCCCAACACCAAGGCAAUCUUGCACGCGGGAGGGAUCCGUGAAGCCUAUGCUAAAUGUGCACCUCCCAGCUGGCCCCUCGUGGAAAAUUCGUGGUCCAACGACAGUGGGUCUGCGUCGGGUGGAUAUGGCUACAACUACCUCCAAAUGUACCAGAAACACUUGAUGUUGAAGGAUCCUGCCGUUUACAGCAGCGACUCCUUCACCAUGCAAACCGUGGGGGGACGGAACUCGGACAUUUACGAAUUGAGACUCAUGCACAAUAGCACGGUUGUUGCGUCGUCAGCCAUAGUAAACGGGUUCAGGAAUAUCCAAAACUUGGUGAGAAAAUUGAAGCCGGGAGCUAAGGGCCCAGCAGCCACCAAGUCCAACCCUUUGGUUGCACGGAGAAGAGCCAGAAUGGCCCAAAAAAAGGACGCCGACCCAGCCUCAGCUGCAGGAACGGAUGAGAGUGCCGACGCCUCCAAGUGUGACUACGUGGAGAUCAUGGCUUGUCCCAAUGGGUGUAUAAAUGGAGGAGGACAAAUCAACCCCCCACCAGAAACAGGAGAGAAGGAGUGGCUCCAAUCAGCAUUACAAAACUACAACAGCAUUCCCUUGCACGAUAUCAACCACCAGGACAACCUCAUCCAGGAGUUGUUGCAAUGGAGCGAAUCAUUCUGUACCGAAUUCGGAGUGCCCCAGCAACGGUUGCUCACCACCCAUUUCAACGAGGUGGAAAAGCCUACUGACCAGGGAUCUAUUUUGCUCGGGGCAAAGUGGUAA